This is a messenger RNA of Chanos chanos (milkfish), 3576 nucleotides long. RefSeq names its product FAM20C golgi associated secretory pathway kinase b (gene fam20cb). Gene Ontology annotation, biological process: enamel mineralization; protein phosphorylation. Gene Ontology annotation, molecular function: protein serine/threonine kinase activity. Lineage: Eukaryota; Metazoa; Chordata; Actinopteri; Gonorynchiformes; Chanidae. The transcript has 10 exons. Gene Ontology annotation, cellular component: Golgi apparatus. The record is from RefSeq and is a predicted model, not a curated record. Bases 642 to 2330 code for a protein of 562 amino acids.
UUCAUUUUGGAAAUAAGAGGGUGGUGAACUCCAGAAACAGUAUUCCGCUGUGUAUAAGACUAAAUGUGCCUUUCUGUUUGACGUGGAUUUUUGGGGCUACAAAUGUCUCCUUGGUUUCCAUUUUUUGUGACCCGAUGAGACGCACACCUCAAAAGACACAUUUCGAGGAUGGACGGCUGCGCUCGCAACCUCGCAAAUACAUACCGCUGUGGAUAAUUCGCUUAAUGUGUCAAACCUGUUUAUAGGACUCGCUCUGAUUUGUGACAUGUGCUGCUUGUAAGUAUAACAAUACCUUUCAAAAGACAUCUCCGUCGAUGUCGAAGCUUAAAUCUUCUGCUGGUCGGUGUCUAGUCAAGCCAUUUUACCGAACCACAUGAGAGGAACUGAAUCAUCUUGAACUCACCAAAGGACUGGAUUUCUUCUUCAUCAGGAUUAUUGUGGAAAGAGGCACGUAUAGUUUACUAAACGAAUACACACACCUGGACUUUAAGUAGCGAACGACAACUGUAAGGGUCUUUGUUUUCAUCUUUUAAAAUAGUCCCUCGCAGUUUAUAUUCAGUUUGUGAUGUAGCGUGCUUAUACACUUUUGUCCUUGUCAUUUCAUACAGUUGUAAGAGUUUUGAAAACCGGAGAGGUUAAAGAUGAUACUUUUCCGUAAAUUCCGAGUUUUGAUACUCAUGGUGUUUCUGGUCGCAUGUUCGAUGCAUAUCAUGAUUGACUUGUUACCAAAACUGGAGAGACGGAGCAACAGCGCUUGCUCUUGCUCUCACACACCCAACGAGGAGUCACAGAACUGGGGUAAACAUCGACCCGGGUCGGGACCAGAAUCGGGUUGGCCUAAGAAGCACACUCUCAGAAUACUUCAGGAUUUUAGUAACGAGCCCAGUUCCAAUCUUUCCUCUCAUUCACUGGAAAAGAUUACCUCCGCUGGAGAUAAAACAGACGCGUUGAAAAGACUCGAAGACUAUGUAAAGCCUGGCGAGGUCAGGAGACACGUUUCCCAGGACGCCACCAUCAGCAAGAAUGUAGCUGCUGUCAAGGGUUCCAAGCUUUUAGCACUGUUUGAUCACCCUUUGUACAAGAGAGCUCUACCGACAUUGACGGAAGAGGACACAUUAUUCAACGUCAAUACGGAUAUGAGAUUUGAUCCUAAAACUGCAGAGAACCAAGAAUGGCAUGGCAAGGGAAAGGACGAUGAGUUUACUCCUACAGGAGAGCUGUCCACGGACUCCUAUCCCAACUGGCUCCGAUUCCACAUUGGGAUUAACCGUUACGAACUGUAUUCCAGGCAUAACCCGGUCAUUGAUGCAAUGUUAAAGGACCUUGUCUCUCAGAGGAUCACCAGUGUGGCCAUGAAAUCAGGAGGGACCCAGCUGAAGCUAAUCAUGACUUUCCAGAACUAUGGGCAGGCCCUGUUCAAACCAAUGAAGCAAACGCGGGAGCAAGAGACACCCCCUGACUUCUUCUACUUCUCGGAUUUCGAGAGGCACAAUGCAGAGAUCGCGGCGUACCAUCUCGACAGAAUUUUGGAUUUCCGGCGUGUUCCUCCAGUGGCUGGAAGGCUUGUAAAUAUGACCAAAGAGAUCAGAGAUGUUACCAGAGACAAAAAGCUUUGGAGGACUUUUUUCAUUUCCCCAGCCAAUAACAUCUGCUUCUAUGGCGAGUGCUCCUACUACUGCUCCACUGAGCAUGCUCUGUGUGGGAAGCCUGACCAGAUCGAGGGCUCCUUAGCCGCCUUCCUCCCAGACCUGGCACUCGCCAAACGCAAAACCUGGAGAAAUCCGUGGAGACGUUCAUACCACAAACGCAAGAAAGCCGAGUGGGAGGUGGAUCCAGAUUACUGUGAGGAAGUAAAGCAGACGCCUCCUUAUGAUAGCGGCACUCGCCUGCUGGACAUCAUAGACAUGACCAUUUUUGACUUUCUGAUGGGAAAUAUGGAUCGCCACCACUACGAGACAUUUGAGAAGUUUGGAAAUGAGACUUUCAUCAUUCACCUAGAUAAUGGAAGAGGGUUUGGCAAGCACUCUCAUGAUGAAAUCUCGAUUCUGGUGCCUUUAAGUCAGUGUUGCAGAGUGAAGAAAUCUACCCACUUGCGGCUGCAGCUUCUGGCCAAAGAAGAAUAUAAGCUGAGCGCACUGAUGGAGGAGUCCCUACGAAAUGACGCGCUCGCUCCCAUUCUCAUCCAACCCCACCUGGAGGCGAUGGACCGGCGGCUGCGCCUCAUCCUCCAGGUCAUCGGCGACUGCGUCGAGAAGGAAGGCUACGCCAACGUGGUGGAGGAUGACCUGGGUCCAGAGAGCAAGGACAUGGAUGCCGCCCUUCAGAGGUAGUCGAUCUGGACGUACCAGGCGGCCUCUCCGGCUUCCCAAGUCUCCCACCACAGCUCAACAGAUCGUGAACGUCUUUGCAAGAGAUGCUCUUGUGAAUGAACACUUUUUUUUUUUUUUUUUCUGAAUUCAGUGAAUUCCAAAGACUCGUUCCUCCGUGUCUGGAUCGCGUGUGUGUUUCGACAUGUACAUGUGGACAACAUGUAUGCCGGCGUCCGAAUGCGUGCAGUCUUAACAUGUUGAUGCUCUCUUAAGAUACUGAUGCUCCGCCUCAGAGAUGGUUCAGAAGGUAAAGUUUACGCGGAAGCGCGUGUUAAAGCGACGGUCCACUGUUUGUUGGUUUUUUGGGGUUUUUUUUUUUUAACAAAAUGUCUUGGUUUUCUUUAUAUCUUUGAUACUAUAGCUCCACCAGCAUAGUUUUGAAGUAUGUAGCUGCGUUCCUGGGAGAACUGUAGUGGCGUUGCAUUAGCUUCCCCAUGUAUUUCAGAUGGGUUGAUGCUAACCUUAAGUUCAAGUCCAGAAUAGUAAUGUCCAACUUUUGUCAUGUCAGUGUUGCAGAAUUAUAUUAUCUGCACAAAUCCUGCUUCUGUAUAUGGAAGGGGAUCCGAAAAAAAAGGAAGUGCUACUUUUCAGGAGAAUCCCACAUCCUGAUAAGUGAAGUUGUUAUGACAAAAAUAGGAUAUUGUUAUGCUGGAGAUGUUGAACUAUAUUUUAGGGUUAUCAUUGGCACCAUUGUAAUGAAAGGAAGAAUGAUGGUAAUAAAAAAGCUGCUAGUAAUGUCUCAGUAAUGCAGCUACACAUGUUAGAAUUAUUAGGGUUAGUCUGUGGUAUCACAGAUAUGUUGAAAAUCAUAAAAGUUUGCUAAUGCAGUGGAUUGGUGCAUUAAGCUGACGUCAGUAUAAUAUUUCUUGUUUUGUUUUUUUUUGUUUUUUUAAAGACAAAGAGCUUCUACUGGAGUGGAGAUUAACUCCAAGAUGGGUUUUGUCCAUCAAAUGUAAGAUUCCCUCUGUUAUUUAUUGAUUUAGAUAUUUAUUAUUUGAAAGAAGUGACUAAUUUUUUUUUGUCCUUAUGAAAUUGGAGUUGAAAACUGUACUCCAAAUAAAAUCUUUGUAAAUUUGAAAUAUUUACGUUAGCAAAAAAAAAAAAAAAAAGGAGAAAAACUGUGCAUAUGCACUGGGUCUUGAAAUGAUUUGAUGUGAAUUGAAUCGUAAUAUGUAAGGAGUAUAAAAAUGAAAGGUACUUGCAGCAA